GCAUUGUGGGAGUGGAGUCUCCUCCUCCCGGCGUGCCCUACGGCACGGGGGCCGGACCCGGAAGUUCCGGGCAGAGUUCCAAGUGCCAGCGUGUACUGUUAGGUGCGCGUGGAAACUAGGGUCAUGGCUGCGCCCGGUCCAGCGCUCUGCCUCUUCGACGUGGACGGGACCCUAACGGCCCCGCGGCAGAAAAUUACCAAAGACAUGGAUUGCUUUCUGCAAAAACUGAGGCAGAAGAUCAAAAUUGGUGUCGUCGGCGGGUCGGACUUUGAGAAAGUACAGGAGCAGCUGGGAGAUGACGUUAUUAAAAAAUAUGAUUACGUGUUUCCAGAAAAUGGCUUGGUAGCAUACAGAGAUGGGAAACUCUUGUGUAAACAGAAUAUUCAAGGUCACCUGGGUGAAGCCCUAAUCCAGGAUUUAAUCAACUACUGUCUGAGCUACAUCGCAAAAAUCAAGCUCCCGAAGAAGAGGGGCACUUUCAUAGAGUUCCGUAACGGGAUGCUGAACGUGUCGCCGAUCGGAAGAAGCUGCAGCCAGGAAGAACGCAUUGAGUUCUACGAGCUCGAUCAGAAAGAAAACAUAAGACAAAAGUUCGUGGAGGAUCUGCGAAAAGAGUUUGCUGGGAAAGGCCUCACGUUUUCCAUAGGAGGCCAGAUCAGCUUCGACGUCUUCCCCGAUGGCUGGGACAAGAGGUACUGCCUGGAACAUGUGGAGAAGGAUGGCUAUAAGACCAUCUAUUUCUUCGGUGACAAAACCAUGCCACAUGCCCAGGUCCUCCAGACACGUGCCCUCAACUCCUGGGGACGCAGUGGGCGAGGGGAGCAAGAAAACAGGGCCCCGCACUCGCUGAGCCCCAGGGGCUGCCACAGGACCGCUCGUCCACCGGUGACCUCCGCGCCUCUGGCACGGUUCCGCCACGAUCCCCCCUUCACAGACGGGGAGCCGCCCACAGCGCCCCCGUCGCUGGUGCUGGAACCAGGAUCUGAGCCCAGGGCGGGAAUGACCACGAGAUCUUCACAGACCCCAGGACGGUGGGCUACACGGUGGCAGCACCCGAGGACACGCGCAGGAUCUGCGAGGAGCUCUUCUACUGACCGGCCUGCACCCCAUGGGAGGGAGUCGCUCCCUGUGAGAGGGGUCCCCCCCAGCCCACUCUGCAGUCCUCGCUACGGUCCCCGCUCGGCAGGGGAAUGGCCCUCCGUCUCCAGGGCCAGAGAAAAAGGCUUGUCAAGAACGGUUCCAAGGACUGCCUCCAGCAGAGUUACAUCCCCACCCGAGUCUCCGACCACCCCCACUCCACCCCAUAUGUGCAGUCACGGUGCCCCCGGGGGUUUUGUUUUUCAACUUCCCCAUCAUUCCAGAACGGUCCAGAGAGAAUGAAAUGAGUGAGCCUGGACCCUCCCUCUUCAUGAGUCUCGUGGAAAAUGUAACAGAUGUUCAUGCCAGGACCCCCUGCAUCAGCACUGGAAGGGGGCUCUCUUGAUGAGAAAGGACAGGACGUUUAUGAUGAGCCGACCCCAGCACGGACGUUUAUGAUGAGCCGACCCCAGCACACACGGUUAAGACAUUUCCAGAAACGAAGCCCAUGAGUGUCUGUGCUGGCCCAGUGACCACUGACCCCUGGGACUUUGCACGUCACUCGCUGAGGACUCGGGGUAGCUCCGUAUCCACUACACAUUGAAGAACCCACUGGUUCCGGGGACAUGGAUGGUGGAACCAACAGCCCCACUGAGAACUGGCCCGCAGGCCGCCUGAGAUGCUGCUCUGAGCCCCGGCACUCGGGCCGAGGCCUUCACACUUCACUCCUCAGGGAUCAGGGAAGGGCCUGAGCUGCUAACAGAUCUGGAGCCCGGUCUUUGAAGAAUAAGCCCGCCCCCUCCCCCCCACUCCCUCACCGACUUUGACCCCGGGGCUGGAGCAGCUCUCUCAGGCCUCUAACCCUCCCUCUCCUCCCUCCCGCCUCCUGCAAGUUCCUGUGUGGCUGGAAGGACAGCAGCUCUGACCCUCAUCCAGAGCACAGAUGCGAGCUUUCCAAGAAAAUGGUUCACACAUCUUUUUUCAGCUUUGGUCCCUCCAGACUGGGGUGGGGUCAGUCCAGGCGUGACCUCUGCUGGGGACUCUCAGACCUGAACCUGAAUCUGGGGGUGGGGGAACUGGAGAGGGCUGUUCUGGCACCCCACUAGUUGGUCCCCACCACUGUGCCUUCAUCACAGAGGAACCUGGAUCCCCCCCUAGCCUCCCCCGAGCCCGGCUUGUCUUAGCCUGGAAGCAAGAAGCAGCACCAAUCUGGAGGUCGGCCCCGCCCGUGGUCACAUGCUAGGGUGACCCGUUCUCAGUGGUCCGCAGGACUCAGUAGUCCUGGGGCAUCUUUCCUGGCUGGAUUUUAAAUGAUACUGUAAUGAUUUUUCAAAAUGAAAAGUAGCAAAUUAAAGUGAUUUUAUUGGUUCCUGUUUCUCA
Molecule: messenger RNA, 2457 nt
Organism: Bubalus bubalis (water buffalo)
Lineage: Eukaryota; Metazoa; Chordata; Mammalia; Artiodactyla; Bovidae
Gene: PMM2
Product: phosphomannomutase 2
Exons: 9
Coding region: 124-1380 (418 amino acids)
Biological process (GO): GDP-mannose biosynthetic process; mannose metabolic process; protein N-linked glycosylation
Cellular component (GO): cytosol
Molecular function (GO): phosphomannomutase activity
Source: RefSeq, a predicted model, not a curated record